Musca domestica (house fly) is the source of this 5011-nucleotide messenger RNA. It is a transcript of the gene hop, whose product is annotated as tyrosine-protein kinase hopscotch. Gene Ontology annotation, biological process: cell surface receptor signaling pathway via JAK-STAT; peptidyl-tyrosine phosphorylation; cytokine-mediated signaling pathway. Bases 397 to 3996 code for a protein of 1199 amino acids. NCBI's taxonomy places the organism in Eukaryota, Metazoa, Arthropoda, Insecta, Diptera, Muscidae. The transcript is spliced from 14 exons. The record is from RefSeq and is a predicted model, not a curated record. Gene Ontology annotation, cellular component: cytosol; cytoskeleton. Gene Ontology annotation, molecular function: ATP binding; cytokine receptor binding; non-membrane spanning protein tyrosine kinase activity.
CAGCUCGCCAUCUCUCUACGUUCUCAGAAAGCAGCAAAGAAAACAAAAAAAAAGACUUUAUAUUCGGAAAGAAAAUUAUUUUGCUGAAAAGAAAAUUAAUCGUUUAAAGUUUUUCUAUCGCGUUGUUAACGUCCGGAGAGUAUUGAAGAAUAGUGGAGAAUGCAAUUUCAUAUAAAAAACUGCAAUCUUGCGGAAUAAGUGAAAUGUUUGAAAUCUGGUCGUCUGGCUGGAUGUAUAUCCAUAUAUCCGUCGUCAUAAAAGGAAAGGCAACAUAAACAAGUUUGAAGCCACCAGCUAAACGGCCAAGGUUUAUUAUUACUAGCCCGAAAUUCCAAAGGAUUUUCUGGAAUAGUUUUUGUAAGAAGUCGAUAAGAGAAAAACACGGAAACACCAAAAAUGAAUCAAGCCUCAAAUGCAUCGGGUACUACCCACACCACUAUGACCAUUUUGGAUGAUGGCAAUAGUUCCAUUGGCAGCACUUCCAUAUUGGGAAAUGGCUAUGAUUUCGAACACGACCAUGAACAAGACCAUGACACAACUAGCAAUACAACAAUAUCGCAGAAUUCUCAGUGCUAUACAGAAAGAAUGCGACAGAGCAAUGUACCUAUAGUAGACACUGAUAUAGUCACGCAUCGGAUUUAUUGUUAUCGCAAGCGAGUUUACAUCGAAUAUGAUCAUUUGCAGUCGGCCAGUUGUGAGGAAAUUUGCAUUGAUCUCAGUCGCCGAUUGAGUAUAUUGCCAAAUACAAGGCUACUGUUUGGCUUAAGGGUAUUCAGCGAUGAAAACAAUGAACAAUGGUGUCUGCCGGGGCAGCCCUUGAGUCCUGGCGUGGAUUAUUGUUUUCGCAUGCGUUUCAAAGUGCCCCUCAUCGACGGCCAACUGAAGUCCAUGGACCCAAAUGCCUAUGAAUAUCUGUACAAUCAAAUGCGUUAUGACAUGGUCCACGAAUGCAUACCAUCGAUACGUUAUCCCAAGAAAAAGGAUAAUGUUAUGGGUCUGGGUGCUGUCGAUAUGUACAUUGAUUAUCUAGAACAACGAGGAACCGUAGAUCGCAUUGAAUCGAAUUAUAAACGUUAUUUGCCCCGCCCCUUGGUUAAGGCGCACAUAUUUGUAAAACGUAAAAUCUGUAACUCAUUUCGUUCUCUGCGAGAGAGAAACAUUGACCUGGAACGUGUCAAGUGGAAUUAUGUAUUGGAAUUGAAUAAUUUGGCACCGGAUUAUUUAUUGGAAACAUUUGUGGGUUUUGUGGAUUUUAUACCGGGCGAUAUUUUGGCAAGAGUACCCAGCGAUGUUGGUGGGGGCGGUGGUGGUGGUGAAGUUGGUGGUCAUGUUCAACCAAAUCAAAAUCAAACAGUUAAAGUUUGUAUUAAACUGGAUUUAUUUGAUAGUUCAGAGCCGGGUUUGAAGGUGGCCAGACGAACAUGUAAAGAUAAUUUGGAGUGGGUUCUCGUCAGCAAACUGGAAAAUAUUUAUGCUGUCUACACCCGUGGGGUCAGCCCCAAUACAAUAAACUGCCGUUUGGAAAUAACCGGCAUGCCAAAUGGUUAUCGUAUUGAAUUUGACAGUAAAAUUCAUUUGGAAGCAUUCAUUUCUUAUCUAUCUGGUUAUAUGAGAUUAACAACGAAAUGGAUGGUGAAUUUGUGUAUGCAAUAUAUUACACCCUCCUUGGAGGAGUUAAUGACACUACACUGUCAUGGUCCAAUUGGCGGCGCCUUUUCAUUUGCCAAAAUACGGGAACAGGGCGACAAAUGUGGCAGUUAUAUUAUACGGCAGUGUGAACGAGAAUAUGAUACAUAUUAUAUUGAUAUCAAUACAAAAUCAAUUUCCGAAGGUCUGCAGCCGUUAAAAUUCAAAACAGAAACAUUUAAAAUAACAAAAAAAGUUACUCUAUCGAAUACCAGUCCAUGUGUGCGAACAGUAAAAUGGAUUUUACACUACAAUGGUAGCAUGGAAGCAUUUGACAAAUUAACCGAACUGGCCAAGUUCAUACCAACUGAAUCGGAUAGAAAAUCUCGUAUAUCACCCUCCGAUAAUGACAGAUCACCACUGUUGUUGAUAUGUUUGCCAAAAAAUGUGCAAUCGAAAAAGACUGAGAAAGAGUUAAGCGAAGCUGAACUCCAACGAGAACGUGUUAAAAUAUUAGAUUUAUCCAAGGAUCUACAAUGGUAUCACAAUUCUUCACGAGACUGUGACAAUGGGCGCAUGAUAAAAAUGAAAGCCGAUUGGAUACAAAACGAUGGCUAUAAAGAUGUUACGGUCACACUGAAAGUUCUCAAAUUUGAAGAUGAUUUUCCGUUAUUUAGAAGUUUAGCAAAUACACUGAGUCGCAUUCAAUCACCCCAUAUCAUUAAACUUUUCGGCAUAACACUGGACUCCCCCUAUACAAUGGUCAUGGAAUAUUCCGAAUUUGGUCCUCUAAAUAAAUUCCUUAUGGAUAAUAAAACAAAAGUCUCGUUACGUCAAUUAAUCGAUGUUGUCUAUGGUUUAGCCAGGGGAUUUUUUUAUUUGAGAAACCAUCACAUUACCCAUGGCUAUUUGCGGUGCUCUAAUUUAUAUGUUACCAAAUUUGAUCCGAAAACAAAACUGCUCGAAGCCAAAAUAUGUGGACCAGGAUUUCCGCGACCGUAUCGUAAGGAUGAACUUCCAUGGAUACCUUUCGAAUAUCAUCGCAAUUUAAAUGCUGCCAAAAAGGAUCCGGACAUAGAUAUUUGGGCCUUUGGCACAACAGUAUGGGAAAUAUUUGCACGAGGCAAACCCAUUGGCAAUGUAACAACAGAAAUGCUAAGACAAAACUACAAUAAAUGUGGUGGCAUAUUGGAGAAACCCGACGAUUGUCCCCAGGAAAUGUUUGAAGUGAUGAUGGAUGGUUGGAAUACAGAUCCAGAGAGGACAUUUGAUUAUAUGCAAAUAUUAAGGCAUUUAAUUGCGGCCCAAGAAGCUUUAAUGGACAAAUCAUCAUCAUCGAAUGGUGUUAAUGUGGAUGAGAAUUUCGAAGCGGAGCUGGAAGAAACCUCAAAUGAACAUGCCCGCCACAAUGGUAUUGCCAAUGAAAGUAAUGUCUUUAGUUUCCCCAGCUACUUCAAUGCAACGAAUUCCGUUUUGGAAAUACCAAAUGGCAAGGUUAUAUUUCGACAGCGAAUUGGUGAGGGCCAUUAUGGUACAGUGCAUUUGGGUGAGGUGCGUUAUAAUAGUCCAAACAAUGCUCGUGAAUAUGUGGCCAUAAAAACUCUGAAAUCAGCCCGAGCUCCUCAGCUUAGCUAUGAUUUUAUGCGUGAAAUUGAAAUAAUGGAGUCCUUGGACCAUCCCAAUAUUGUUAAAAUUAAACAUUGGAUACAACGACCAUUCUGCAUAAUUAUGGAAUAUUUGGAAAGUGGUUCAUUUUUAGUUUAUCUCACAUCGAAAAAACCAAAUCUCACCAAUGAAAUUCUACUGGGUUUUGCAUUGGACAUUGCCAAGGGCAUGGAUUAUUUGGCCAGCAAAAAUAUAAUACAUCGUGAUUUGGCGGCCCGCAACAUUUUGGUUGACCGAGAUAGUGUGAAAAUUUCCGACUUCGGUUUGGCCCAGCGUGCUGAUUCCGAUGGCUAUUAUGUGGCACACAGUAGUCGUGAAAUACCAAUUAAAUGGUAUUCCCCCGAAGCAAUCAAAAGAGAUGCCAAAUUUUCAUCACAAUCUGAUGUGUGGUCGUAUGGUGUCACACUAUUCGAAAUGUUUUCCAGAGGCGAAUCACCAAAUUUAGAUCCAAAUAUAGAUUUAACACAGGACGAAUUUCUGCUACGUCUGGAAAGAGGCGAUCGCUUAAGGCAACCCAGUUUAUGUCCCAACAAUGUUUACGAACGUCUUAUGAAGCCAUGUUGGCAUGCCAAUCCAAAGAUGCGACCCACUUUUCGCGAUCUCAUUGGUGUUAUACAGUCAAUUAGGAAUGAAAUCAAUAAUACUAUACCAAAGCCCGAUUUUAAUAAUAUCUCUCCACCCACAUCUCCCACAUCAUUAAAUUAAAUUACAACACGUAUAAGUAAAACCAACAAAAAAAAAAGAAAAAACGAAACUCAAGUGCAAGUCUUUUUUUAUUAGAAAAACAAAAAUACAAAUAUUUAGCUAUAAGCAUUAAAUAAGAUAAACUACAAAUUUUUAUUUUUAAUAUGUAUAGUUGUUGUAAGAGAAACAGGAGAAAAAAAAACACAAACAAUAGUAUGCAAUGUCCAUAAAACUCGACUAUUUCAAUCUCGUUGUAAAUGUUUUUAAAAUUAACUUAAUUUUGUUACACAACAAAUCAUUUGCUAUGAUAUUUUUUAUGUAUAUAUAUUUUUUUAUUUAGUUUAUUUUUGCUUUAAAUUUUUAAAUUUAUUUUAAGUGCCUUUUAAAUAAAAUACCACAAAAAAAAACUAAAUACAAUAUGUGUGUAAAAAUAAUUUAGCUUUUAUAUAUCUAUUUUUGUAAUAAAAUGUUAGUAUAAUUUUUAGUAAUAUUUGAAUAUUUUCUAUGUUUAAUAUAUUGUUUUUUGGUUGUUUUACAAAACUAUCAGCUACGUAUGUAUGUUUGCUAUGUAAAUUCUAAAUACUUUCUUUUAGGCUUUGUUUUUUUUUUUUUUUUUUUUGUAAUGCAAAAUAAAUGUUAUCCAUGGCACAGUAAAAAAUUAAAUAAAUGCAAUUGCAACCAUCGAAAUUCAACACAGAUCAUUACAAAAGAAAAGAGUGUCAACUAAAUUCUGCAUCCCACUAGAAAUCACUCUAAUCACACGCAAUGAUAAUACGACGACGAUUAUACCACUCAAAAGAAAAGAAAACUUGAUCAGCCAAUUGAUGUAUGGUCUUGCCUUGUACUUUUUUAUAAUCACAAAUAUUUAAAUACAAUUUAAAUAUAUACAAAACAAAUGUAAAUUAUUUUUAUUAAUGUAUGUUGUAAAAAAAAACAAAACAAAGAAACAGCCAUUUUAAAUUUAGAAUAACUCUACUGUCUAUUUUUUUUUUUCAAAUGUAAUAUAUAAUUAUAAAUGAAAUCAAAUUUCACAAUA